This is a messenger RNA of Morchella sextelata, 1212 nucleotides long. RefSeq lists its product as uncharacterized. The coding region runs from base 1 to 1212 and encodes 403 amino acids. The record is from RefSeq and is a predicted model, not a curated record. NCBI's taxonomy places the organism in Eukaryota, Fungi, Ascomycota, Pezizomycetes, Pezizales, Morchellaceae. The transcript has a single exon.
AUGGCACUCCACAGACUCCAUCGCUUCUUCUACAGCACCUCCUUCACCAUCCUAUUUCUAUUCCUGUUUCUGCUGCUGCUCAUCACCCCCGCAGACGCAAUAGUGCAGGCAUACUUCCGAAAUUCACAACUCUACAACAUCUUCAUCAUCGCCGGAACCUAUGUCCUCACCGCACUUCUCGCCCUGGCGAUAUAUAUAUCGCGCAUUUACUCCGUCCGCCGGCUAAUGGAAGAGAUCCCCAAAUCCUGGGCUCCCGUAAAGAAGAUGGACCUGCCGAAACGCGUGCACAAGGCCAUUGCCGGCAAUCUCGGCAGGAGCGCCAUCAUCGCUGUACAGAGUCGUCCGAACCCGUCAACUGUGAGCGGUACUGGUGGCGUGAUAUCGCACCCGGGGUGGUCGGCGCCUAGCUCCGUGGACCUUCCCGAGGUCCACUAUCUAUCAGUAAUUGCAGAGUUGCCGCACCUAAUCGAAGCCAAGGCAUUGUCGUUGCGUCUGGGAGGACAGGACUUGCGGAGGCAGCCGCAUAUGACGCUGAGAGCUUAUUUGAGCCAUCUCGCGGCGUUUGGGGUUGUGAAGGGAGGCGCAGCAGACCUCUUUCUGGAUGGAUAUGAGAGGGCAAGGUUCAGGACGCGGAGUGCGGGGGUGGAAGAGGAGGAAUUCAGGGGCUUGAUGAAGGUGUUUGCGGGCCUUCUGAGAGGAAUGGGGGAACAUGCUCCCCCGUCGAUACAUACGCAGGAAGAGGACCUGAGCGGGUGGAUCACCCAUGAUGAGGAUGAGGAUGACGAGAGGCACGGGGGAAGUGGGGUUGCAGAGGAGGAAUAUGGAUACUCUGAGGGUGAAGGAAGCCUGUUGAGGAGAGGACCAUUCAUGAGCCUGGGCUACGAAACCACAACCACGGACGAUGGAGACGAGGAGGAAGACGAGGGACUUCGAUACACUCCUGAUCCACAUUCUGGCGGUCAACAUUCAUACUUUGACCGGCCAAGGACAAAAGAAGAGCAUGACCUAUAUCUUGAACAAGAACGACAAAAAAUAAAAAGCAGCCUAGGAAGGACUCGGAUGCAACGCGCGAGAACAUCAUCAUUAGGCAGUGCAAAAUCUGCAGGAACUAAGGACGGCGAGGGAUAUGAGAUGGUCUCAUUAUCCCCACAGUCAGAUAGGGCGAGGGCCCAAAGAUUAAGUGUUAGGGUUAGCACAGGGACGUUUGGAUAG